Molecule: messenger RNA, 9834 nt
Organism: Scleropages formosus (Asian bonytongue)
Lineage: Eukaryota; Metazoa; Chordata; Actinopteri; Osteoglossiformes; Osteoglossidae
Gene: hivep3b
Product: HIVEP zinc finger 3b
Exons: 10
Coding region: 3096-9227 (2043 amino acids)
Biological process (GO): regulation of transcription by RNA polymerase II
Cellular component (GO): nucleus
Molecular function (GO): RNA polymerase II cis-regulatory region sequence-specific DNA binding; DNA-binding transcription factor activity, RNA polymerase II-specific; zinc ion binding
Source: RefSeq, a predicted model, not a curated record
AUAACAAGCACGAUGGAUGGAAUUUCCGGGCUCUGCAUGCAUUUGCCUGCAUGUGCAAAGUAGGUAAAUUCCCACUUUAUUUUCAACAGAUUAACAUUUCCUGGUUGAGAUGAAGAGGUUCACAACUACACAGAUCGCCAUGGUUGUGCUACACAGGGGUGGCAGUGUAGAAGAGAUGGUCUUCACCUUGUGCUGUGUGGGUGACGCUAAGCGCAGUGUCCUUUUACACAUCAUGAGCUCUUUGAAGUUUGAAAACAUUUUUCCCCCCUAUGUGAAGCAGACAGAAACCAUUCAUGCUGCUGCAUUGGCACACUAUUUAGAGCUCUUCAUUUGUAACUUGAAUGUCCACAUUUCCAGUCAAGGUUCUUGCUCUGAUGUGAUGCAGUCAAAAUACCCUGCUGUUUAAAAUGGUAAAUCACUAUAAAAUUAACUGUUAACAUUGCAAAGGGCCUUGGACAAAGGAGUUAAGAAAGAAUAAAUAAAGGUGAAUACUGGGCUGCUACUCAGAGAUCAUGCCUGACCAUCAAGGCUUAUUGUCAUAACCUUCUGCUGCUUAUUAUGUCAUUACUACUUCCAACCCCUGUUUGGGAGCUGGUACAAUUCUGAUGGUGCAGCGCCAUCGCACUAGCUCCUGUCCCAUCUGCAUGUAAAGGCUGCCUUCAGCACUGUUGUGUGCCAACAGUGCACCCUGUCAGCCAUCUUUGGUGCUGCAGCUCACUUCAUGAUGGCUUUACAUAUUCAUACUUUGCACAUGUGCUGCAAAAACCAUAUAUGCUGGGCUUUUUAUGUGACAAGGGGAAACUGAUGGCUCAGAGGGCUCUGGUCAUGAAGUAGGAAGUGAGAGCAAAGAUGUGCCCUACAGAUGGGUGUACAGGGUCACUUCGUCCCUCUCCCUGCCCCUGAUAGGAUGUUGUGUAGUGUGGCCCAAAUACUCAAGUAAACACUCUAAGGUUGCAAAAGCCUGUGUGUUUGUAUGUGUGUACUCACCCCUGUACACUGUAGCACAGACUCACAGAUAUUUUUGUGAAAGUGAAAGAAACCAUUCAUAAAGGUGAAAUAAGGCCUAGGUGUUACAGCAUGGCCCUGUGUAUGUGUGGAUUUCUGUAGAAACACGGAUAAAGAAGAGUCAUUAUCAUCAUAGCUUGACUUCGCGAACAAAGAUUUAGGAAGGGGGCUGCCCACGUCUGCUGCAACUCGCUGAUGGCUGACGAGACCAGUGCGGGUCCAGCUGCAGCGGCUGCAAGGGAAAGUCUCUUCUGGGUUUGGUGCUGCAGUGUCACAUUUCUUCCUCCAUCUCCUUUUGUCCUCAAGACCCACUCUGUGUGCGUUCUCGAAGGAAGAGACAGCCUGGUGAAUGGUGUGUCUUCAGGCUUCGUGGUUGGAAUCUAGAGCAGACCACUGGUGGUGGUCAAUGUAAUGGUGACCACGGUAUUUCUUCAGAGAGUCCUUGUACCCCUUCUUCAGAGCCCCUCUGUUGCGGUGGCCAGUGGUGAGUUCGCCAUACAGCACAAUCUUGGACAGUCGAUGAUCCUCCAUUCUGGAGAUGCCCUGCCCAGCGCAGCUGCGUCUUCAUCAGCAUGGCCUCUAUGCUGGUGACCUCCGCCUGUUCGAGGACUUCAGUGUUGGUGAUGAAAUCAUUCCAGUGGAUGUUGAGGAUGGUGCGGAGGCAACGCUGGUGGAAGUGCUCAAGGAGUCGCAGGUGGUGACGGGUGACAGUGACUGCGUCACGGAGGUCCUGAGGUAGUUUGCCUUGUUCACAGCACCAGACAAAGAGCUUGUAGAGUUUGGUGUGUAGUGCUGGGCCCCCAUCCUUCCAAAUCUCAGGUGGGAUUCCAUUGACUCCUACUGCCUUGCCACUUUUCAGCUGCUUAAUGGCCUUGACAGUCUCUUUUAGGGUGGGAGUCUCAUCCAGUUCUGUUUUCUCUGACUGUUGUGGGAUGCGGUGGAUUGCUGAGUCUUGGACCACGCGGUUGACAUUGAAGAGAGUCUGGAAAUGUUCCGACCACCAGUUCAGGAUGGACACCUUGUCUGUGAUGAGCAUUUGGCCGUCUGCACUGCGCAAGGGACUCUGAACCUGGUGUGAAUGGCCAUACACAGCCUUCAGGGCUUCAUUAAACUCUCUGUAGUCACAGAUGUCUGCGCAAGGCUGAGUUCUCUCUGCGAGGAAUUCUUCAGAGGUCUGCAGAAUGGUGGUUUUUAGGUGUUCCCAAAGUGCUUCUGAAGAGGGGUCUAUAGGGCAACCAGGACCCUCAAGUCUCGACUGAAGAUUCACCCGGAAGUCAGCUUUCACUUCGACUGACUGGAGGUUGCCAACCUGAAACUUCUUCCUUGGAGCCCCUCCCCCUAUUUGGCUUGGGUUUAAAGUGAAGACAAAGUGUGCAGCGCAGAAGACAGUGGUCCAUCUGACACUCUGUGCUGGGCAUUACUUGGAUGCUCUGGCUAAUUUUGGAAGAUGACGACAGCACUACCUGCUCCCCAGGUGGCAGAUGCAGGUGACUUCCCCUUGAUCAGCAGCAGGGCCGGUUGCCGUGGGGAUACCCAGCCAGGUUUGCGAGCACACACGAACCAGUGAAGUGACAACCAGCUGCAGCAAGCUAAGAAGAAUCUGAGGAAACUGAGACGCUCAGCUUCACAAGAGCAGACUGUCUCCACGCCCAGGCUUACUGUUGUGCCAGACAGUGGAUGAGCUCACAGAUCAAUCCAGAAGGAGGCGUCGACAGCCUGGAAGGCAGAUUAUUUAAAACAUGGGGGGUUCACAAUGCAAGGGCAGUCACCCAGUGUUUGAUAAUGGACCCAUGUUUCCUUCUUUCCUUCUCCUGGUCCUUCGUUGAUGUUGUCUGUUUUGUACCAUUGAUUCAGUGUUUUUGGUCUAGAUGGAUAUUAUAGAAAGAAACCUUUUGAAACAGUAAUACUGUGGAGUAAAACGAAGGGAAUAAGAUUUAGUCAUUUUUCAUAGGAAACCAGCACCCAGUAUCCUGAUCAUUUCUUAAUGCCAUUACAUUGAGUGAGAGCUUUGUUGCUAAAUCCAUGAAGCUGUAUGGUCUGAUUAAGGAAGAAGCAUUCCCAGUGUGUAUUUAAGGCCUCCUCCCCACUCUAUGGAGGCCAAGCACAGCCAGCCGGCCGGUGGGGAGCGGUCCGGAGGGCAAGAGCAGGCCCUCUCCGAGCAACCUCCUGGAGACCGUCUGCCUGAGCAGCUCCAAGCUGCCCCCCAACUUUCCCACAGCUCCCAUGGCCGUCACCAACACCGGCAGCCCAAGCAGAGUGACCUGCCACGGCAAUUCCUCCGGCUGCAGCAGCAGCAAUCUUCUUCUUCUGGAGCACGGGGAGCAUGGCAGCUAACAGAUGCACCUGGACCCUCAGGAAGGAGCUUCCCACCUUCAUCUCUGUCAUCAUCUUCCACACGGGACUCACAUGUCCAGGUGCUCCUGCCCCAUUGUAGCCAAGAAAUCCAAGAGACCGCCCCACCCCGACGAGAGCGUAAGCCCCAGAAGCCAGGCAAGUACGUAUGCACUUACUGUGGUCGUCCAUGUGCCAAGCCCAGUGUUCUCCAGAAACACAUUCGAUCUCAUACUGGAGAACGGCCUUACCCCUGUGUCCCAUGUGGGUUUUCCUUUAAGACAAAAAGCAACUUGUACAAACACCGAAAGUCCCAUGCUCAUCGUAUCAAAGCAGGACUGGCCACCAGCCAUGAAGUCUAUACUCUUGGUGGAUCUGAGACGGGAACGCAGGGGGAGGACCCGGAGGAGCCCACAGAAGGGGAAAGCACAGACUCAGAGGAUGAAACGGGUCAGCAUGCCCUGGCAUCCUCCCAUGAGAGGGUGGGACCACCGAAAGGCAACAGUACGGAACUGUCAGGUUUAGAGGAGCCUCAGCGGGCAGAGGACUCCCAAGUAGUGAAACAGAGGCUAGCCAUGCGGCUGAGUGAAAGGAAGCGUGUACCGUUGGCCUCUUCAGAUGACCCCCCAUCCUCCCUUGGCCCUGGGAGCAAAGGUAGCACAGAGUCAGGCUACUUCUCCCUUUCUGGGAGCACUGAACUGUCCCAGGUGAGCCCUCCUAACACUAAUGCCAAAUCCUAUGCUGAAAUUAUCUUGGGUAAAUAUGGACGUGUGGGGCAGCAGCAAAGGGGUCUUUAUCAACAACACCUUCAGUCCUCAUCCACAUCUUCUUUAGGGCAAGAAGAGAAGGGCAUUCCUUUCACAGUGCCCAAAACACAGGUCAUAGAACACAUUACUAAACUCAUCACCAUUAACGAAGCAGUGGUGGACACCAGUGAGAUUGAUAGUGUUAAGCCAAGAAGAUCUUCCCUCUCCAGAAGAAGCAGCAUUGACCCCAAAACAGAGGUGCCAGGACCCAGUACCAGUAGCAGUGGUCCUUUGAGUGUAGGCAACUUUACGGGCGAGUCAUUCCAUCCCAAGUUCUCCAAUCUUGGCUUGUUGGCUGGCCAAACUUCCACAGUGCCUCUUCUGAGAAGUCAGUCAAUGCCUUCAUCAGCAGGUCAGGGAGAUUCUGCCACCACAUCUUCCCGCAUCUUCCGCCUCAGUCAUUCCUUUGAUGAGCGGCAGGCUUCAGCAGCAGAGAUCCGGGUGGGCCAUCAUCACCGCAUGCUGAAACGGCAACCCGCUAUUGAGGUGCCUCUUGGAGCAGAGUUCAUUCCUGAGGAGAGUGUCCCUCUUGCCUCGUCAUCCACCACCACAAUACCGUCAGACCCAAACCGAAAACAGAGACGUGGACCGAGACUUUAUGAGUGUGAGGCCUGUGGUGCUCGUUGCAGGAAACGUGAGAGCUACGAGACACAUCGACGCAGCUUUUGUCCAGCACGUCAGUCUGAAGAAACUGAGAAGGUACUUGAAAGUGGCACUUACCGGGAAGACAGACCGCAGAUGAUGCAUUAUAAAUUCAAAGCUAUGGCAAUGGCCAUACGCAAGAGGAGGAAAGAGGAAUCUCUGGAGGAGGAUCCUCCCAGCCCUGGGCCAGCUGCUGUCUCCUUCCCGCUUACUGCCUCCACCCCAGUACAGGGUCGAGAAGAAGUCUUUGAGAUUGACAAUUCCUUGGGAACGUCAUCAUUAGCAGAACAGGACCAGAGUAAUACUUGGAAGGAGAUCUCAGUGAUCCAACACACCAGCUCAUUUGAGAAGCAGGAGAGCAUGUCCAUGGAGUGCCAGGAGAAAGAGAAGUUAGUUGGUGUGCCACCUACUGUUGAGGAACACCAGUUACAGCCACAAACCCAGCAACAACCCCCACCAAAACCACAUUCUUUUUCCCGCCUGGUUCGCCAACCUAACAUCCAAGUGCCGGAGAUACUGGUGACUGAAGAACCAGAUAUGGACAUGGUUUCAACAUCAACUCCAGGCACAUUGUCAGCUAAGGAGCCAGAGAAGGUGGAGGAGUUCCAGUGGCCUCAGAGGAGUCAGACCUUAGCCCAACUUCCAGCUGAAAAGCUGCCACCAAAGAAGAAGCGUCUUCGUCUGGCUGAAGCUACCCAGUCCUCGGGGGAAUCGAGCUUUGAAUCUGUUUCACUUCCUCGCAGUCCUAGCCAAGAGAGCACUGUAUCACACACCUCCAGCCGAUCUGCCUCCUUUGAGGAGUCAGGCAAACCUGACUCUGAAAUGCAGCCAACCACUUCCUUGUCAAGGACCUUACAGGGAUGUCACAUGCUUACUGUCCCUUCUGGUCCUCACCAGCACCACCACCCUCACCGAGAGAUGAGACGCUCAGCUUCAGAGCAGGCCCCAGCAAGUGCUCAGCACCCAGCCCAAAUUGUUGAGGCUCGGAGCAAGUCUUUUGACUAUGGGUGCCUAUCCCCACAGCGCUCCACUACCACCUGGAGGGAAAGGAGGAAGUGUCUACUGGUGAAACAUGCCACGCUAGGGGAGCCGGACCAGGAGGAGCAGGUUGUCUGCACUUCUGCCAAAACUGGAACAACUCUGGUGUGCAUGUCCAUCCCCGGCCAUCUUGAAGCUCCCCCAGCUGAGUCCAGCAUUGCGCACAGUUCUUCAAGGCUUAGCCCAGAUUCCAUGGGGAAGUCUGUUCAAAUUGCUUCAUCUUCAGUGCCUGCUUUAUCCCAAUCUGCUUUCCCAUUGCCUGCACAAACUUCUGAAGCAUUCUCCCAGGGGCAGGUGGCUCAGCUCUUGCCUACCACCACAGACAUUACUGAUGUCCUGUCUGCUCAGAUUAUCCCCCAAGCCUUCCUGCAGACAGCCGCACCGCUUCUUCAUCCAACACAACUCCACAUUACGGAUCACCUGAGUCUACCGGCCCAGUCCUUCCCAUCCUUGCUCCCUCUGCAGUACCCCUCAGGUGCUGCCCAGGCCCUCUACCUCCCUGUGCCCAGUGGACUGACCCUCCAGGUUUCCACAGAGCCAAUCUGUGGGGACCCUGUGGGAGACACAGAGCUGUCUCCUUCCUCCUCACAAAUCUCUGUCCCUUACCAGCACCCUCCACACCCCCACCCAGUCAUUGCUCCUUGUCUAGAGCAGCUUGCACCUGUUGUGUCACUGGUUGUGCCAGUCCGCCUCCAAACCCACGUGCCCACUUAUGCCAGUGCCAUGUACACAACACUGUCACAGAUUUUGGUCACCACGCGAGCCCAGGAACCUGUCUGCUGUUCUGCCGUGGUCCUUGUGGGUAAACUAGAAGAGCAUAAGAUGCCUAGCCCAUACUUAACAAUCCCCACCACAAAGACCAACCUCCCCAUAGGCCUGCCCUUGGAGCUACAGCUCAGGAUGGGUUCAGAAGAAGGGUAUGGGUCACCAGGUAUGGGCGGAAGCAAGCGCAUGCUGUCUCCAGCUGGCAGCUUGGAGCUCAAUGCUGAGGCGCAGCGGCAGCAGAAGCGUGUGAAAGAAGAAGAGGGGGAUGAAAUUGACAAGGACAAUGAGGAUAGACAAGGAGGCAGGGGAGAAGUUAAAGAUACUCUGGCUGUAGAAGCUGCAGUAACAGGUGAAAGCAAGGAGGAGGAGGUGGGAACAUCAAAACAGGACGAGGCAGAUGUGGUCAAGAAUAAGGAGGCUGUUGAAAGUUGCACUGAACCUUCUGAAAAGGAAAAAGAGGAUGGGGCCUCAAGUCCAGAGAGACAGAAUGACCCAGGGUACCCGAACCUCCACACCGCCACUUCAGUCAGCUGGUGCUAUCUGAACUACAUCAAGCCCAACCCUUCUCCCCAGAGGGAUGUCCGGGCCUCAGUCUAUUCCUCUUGGUGUGUUAGCAUGCACAACCCCAACCUCCCAGGGCUCUCCACCCGGGCAGCGCUGGCACUGCUCCGUUCCAAGCAGAAGCAUGGUCUGGAGACCUACACCAUCGCUGCAGCAACACAGCCUGCCACAGGCAAGCUGGUCACAGCCAGCAUCCGGAAGCCCAGGAUGUCUGAAGUACGGACGACACCACCCCAUACCCCUGCAGAAGGGAAGGAGGCACCAUUAGCUGAGAAGAAGGAGGAGGAAAAAAAAGAGAAGAGAGAGGAGGAGGCUCCCUACACAUCAAAACGUAGUGAGCCGCCCCGUAUCCGAAUCUUUGAGGGCGGGUACAAAUCUAACGAGGAGUAUGUGUACGUACGCGGGCGAGGCCGGGGAAAGUAUGUGUGUGAGGAAUGCGGCAUCCGCUGCAAGAAGCCCAGUAUGCUAAAGAAACACAUCCGCACCCACACCGAUGUCCGGCCAUAUGUCUGCAAGCACUGCAACUUUGCCUUCAAAACCAAAGGGAACCUCACAAAACACAUGAAGUCCAAGGCUCAUGGAAAAAAGUGCCAGGAGAUGGGGGUGCCUGGGUCUUCCUUAGAUGAGCCGGAAACAGAAGAAGGAGCUGGGGGCAGCGAGGAGCGAGUUGGUGGCUCAGAGGACCAGGAAGAGCACCAGUUCUCUGAUGUGGAGGACUCAGAUGAAGAUGAAGACAAUGAAGAAGAGGAGGAAGGGGAAGAGUCUUCAUCACACGAUGAGCCUCCCUCAUCCUGCUCCCCUGAUACUCGCCUCUCCAUCAGUGGUCGCUCAGACUGCGGUCAGACCCUGCAGCAAGACACCCCUGAUCCAGGUCUCCCUGCCACCCUGGAGAGAGAGCUCCAGGACUAUCCAUCACCUCGGAGGCCCUGGCCCAGUGGGAGGGAUGCCUCCCCGGGCAGCAAGAGGGCAUUAUUUGCCCGGCGCCAUUGGGAAGCCUCCCCACGGGCCUUCUCCCCGAGCAGCGAGGGCUCACCGUUGCGCGGCCCAUCCCCAGGUCGCGAGGUGUCCCCUCUACGUUGUCUUUCCCCUCGGUUGGACCUGUCUUCACCUGGCCGCCACCUCUCCCCAUCCCCUGAAAGGGGCCCGUCUCCUAUCCGGCCUGUCUCACCCCAUGGCUUGCUUUCACCCAGCCGCUACACAGGCCACUGUGUUCUCCCUUCCCCCGCCCCAACCUGUCUGAGACCUCAGAGCUUUCCCGCCACUCACCCCAGAGACACAGCUGCACCUGAGGCUGCUGAAAGCUGGCAGAAGCAGGUUGGCUACCUGAGCAGGGGUCUCUGCCUCACAGCUACACGUCUGUCCCCCUCAGCAGGCGAAUUCCCAGGACAUACUCCGCCUCGGACCGUGGACCAUGUCUUCAGCCACCUGCCUCUGCACUCACAGCAGCUCGUGCGGAACCCCUGCCUCAUGAUCCCCAUUGGCGGGAUCCAGAUGGUGCAGCCGAGGCCCAGUUCCCACCCUAAUCUGCUCCGCUGCCCCACAAACACCUCGCCUACCUCUACCUGGGGGAGGGGCACUGACCAGCCCUUGGCCAGCAUGGAAACGGUGCAGGUGGGGUCCCCAGGGCCCACCAGGCAGGGCACUUCGGGGGACCAAAGCGUACAGGAAGAGGAAGCAGGAACCAGUGGGUCGGGGUUUUGUAGAAACACACAUGAGGCACAGAGUGAAGACCACGUCCCUUCAAAGACACUUGCUCCACAGACAGGAACAGAGGAGCUCAAAGAAGCGGGCGCAAAGCAAUAUGGCAGCUCACACUCUCAUUCCCAGAGCAGCGCUCCAGUUGUGGAGAGAGCAAGUGGAUUGAGCACGGAAUGUGGCUCCGAGACAAGGUUGCCCUCAAAGGCCAACCCCAGCCAACCAGCUUCUCCCCGCCAAAGAACUAGUCCACUCCUUAAGGAGGGGGCAUCAAGGGAGAGGCACCAUGGCCAAGCGCUGCACUCGCCCCUUGAAGGGACCCAUGAAGCUGGAGUCCAGACUAGUAAAAGUCAGAGUGAGAACUGCAAAACAGGAAGCACUUAAUCUCCACCCAUAAUUCUGGGUACAGAGUCACUAAAGAUCUUUUCUGUUACUUUUUUUGUUGUUUUUUUUUUAUGAUUUUGUUUUUAUACACUUUAUGACACUGCUGUUUACUUAUGUUGUUUCCUUCUGCAAUAUUUAGGAUUGUUAUAAGAUGCACCCUUAUUACGGAUACCAUUUCUGUCAAUCUGUCUAUCCUUCUUUAACUUUUAUCUUGCUGUUGUCAUAUCUGAAUAAAUGAACAUAUAUUAUAUAUAAUGAAUACACAUAUUUGUAAAUGACCAAAAUCAAUACAGAAAACAAUAUUUGCAGUUUUGUUUGUUAUUCAUUCAGUAUUACUCAAGUUGUAGUUUAUUGUGCCUUUUUCGGUCCAGGUUUGUUGCUUGAAAUGUACACAAAAAAAGUUAAAAGGCUGUGAAUUUUUUAACAUGUUUUGUGUUUUGAUUGGUAGGCAGUGGAGGGUGAUGGGGUUUUCUUUCGUGGCCAUUUUAACAGUCAGGGUAAACGACAGACAGCAAAGACUUGUGAAAGAAAGAGACCUGAAGAGCAGAAACAGAAAGAUUUGCAAAGAAAAUGCACUGAAGUCAUAUUUUUUUAUUACUAAAAAUGA